GGCUACGUAUGUAAACAGCGCAGAAGCCCCGCGAAUAAUGACGCCUGUGUGGUUGCCUGUUAUUAAGUAAACGAUCGAGUAAAGUAAACGCGAUUUUUUGCCCCCCAUUGUUGGAUAUUUAGACUUUAUUCAGUGACGCUGACUUUCAAGUCUGAACGCAGCUGUUUUUCUCUGGUGAACUUUAUAAUUCCUGACGCAUUUAAAGUGCCGGUGGACGUUACUGUCGGUCGACAGCACGGACUUGUGCCGCUAAAACAGUUCCGAUAAAUAACUUGCCACCUCGAGCGAGCUUAUAGCUCUUACAUUCAUUUAAAGAAGACAUUUCAACACCGAAGACAUGAAUAGGCGAGAAGGUGAAGCGUGUCCCCGCAGAAACGCUGACGCAGCGCUGGACCGAGAUGCUGGCGCCGCCUCAUCCUCGCCGGUCGUUGCUGCUUUCAAAGUUUUCCAGCAGGAGCUCGACACCAAACACGACAAACACGAGCGUCUUGUUAAGAUCAGCCGAGACGUCACCAUCGAAAGCAAGAGGACCAUUUUUCUUUUACAUCGAGUGACCAGUGUACCAAAUGCAGAGGAUAUUCUGAAAGAAGCAGAGGUGAAGCUGGAUGCAGUCAGGCAGAAAAUUGGUCAAAUUGCUGAAGAACUCCGAGGAGAGGAUCUCUUUCAGUUUCACAGAGCGUUCACACCAGGAAUCCAGGAGUAUGUGGAGGCCGUCUCUUUCCUGCACUACAUCCGCCAUCGCGGCCUCAUCAGCCUGGAGGAGAUCAACGCCAGACUGGUUUUCAGCACCGCUGAGAAGGUAGAUCCCGAGGGCACAGCCGAGGAGCCGCAGACGGCAGGUCCUGCCCUGACCUUUCAGGUGACCCCCUCCGACUACCUGCUGGGCGUGGCCGACCUGACCGGGGAGCUGAUGCGCAUGUGCAUCAGCAGCGUGGGCAACGGCGACAUCGACACGCCGUUCCAGCUGAGCCAGUUCCUGCGGCAGAUCCACGACGGCUUCUCUUACAUCGGGAACACGGGCCCGUACGAGGUGUCCAAGAAGCUGCACACGCUGCGACAGAGCCUGGGCAAAGUGGAGGACGCCUGCUACGCCCUGCGCGUCCGCGGCUCGGAAAUCCCCAAACACAUGCUGGCCGACGUGUUCUCCAGCAGGACGGCGCUGCCCGACCCCGAGGAAGGCGUGGUUUGAGUGCCGCGCGGCCUCCGCGACGUUCGCCCGCUCCUUGGCGUGAUGGGUUCAGUUGCUCCCCGGGUUGAUGUUUUGUACGUACUUUUAAUGGGGUUUGAUGGAUGUUUGGUAUCGUUUGUGACCUGCUUGUUAAUUCUGUUUUUACUGCUCAAAUAAAAACAGUGUUCCAAUAGACAA
Messenger RNA from Gasterosteus aculeatus aculeatus (three-spined stickleback), 1366 nucleotides. It is a transcript of the gene tsnax, whose product is annotated as translin-associated factor X. Gene Ontology annotation, molecular function: sequence-specific DNA binding. The record is from RefSeq and is a predicted model, not a curated record. NCBI's taxonomy places the organism in Eukaryota, Metazoa, Chordata, Actinopteri, Perciformes, Gasterosteidae.